AUGAAUCCUACAAUUGUCCAUAACAAUGUAGGCUCCAUGCGAGAGAAUGAUCAUGGAAAAUUGAAGUAUAGAAUACGAGAUAGAACAGUACUUUUACACGAACUUAUACCAAGGCUAAAAGAUCUUGUAUCAACCGUUAACAUACUUGUUACCCAUACUUUUGCAUUGACAAAAUUUAUAUUCAUCAAUGAGUUGGAAAGAAGCAAAUUUUUUGAUCUGGAAAAACACGCUGAAAAGGACUUUUACGAUGAAGUGUUCCUAGAGCUCACCAAACAAAAUCGUAAACCUUCUAAAUCAACGAAAACUAAAGACUAUAGAGAUUUAAUACGAAAGUAUAAAAACGAGUAUUGUAUCUUAACCAAGUAUGAUCCCAUCGAGUUGAAAUACGCGCAACAAAUAGCAGCAUAUGAGUGUGCGAAGAUCGACACAGCGUACAAAAAUUCAGUCAUAUUACAAUUUGGAAAUCGUUUCCGGAUGUUCAUUAACCACCUUACACAACAAAAGGCCAAGAUAACCAAGAGGAAACAAGAAUUAAAGAAAGCCAAGAAAAGCGAGAAUGAUAUCAAGAAAAUCAUUUCUGACGAAAACACAAAGCCGUUAACCCAAUUGAAGCUUUCUCUUGCCUCCGUAACCCUUUUGGACAACAAGGACGUCAAACUUAUUAAAGAAUUUUUUGGUACUUAUGGGCCGCGUUGCGAAUUUAUGAAAGCAAGUAUAUAUUAUGACUGUAAGGUACAGCCUUUGAAGCACCUUAAAGCAUAUUACAAGAUGGCAAAGUACUGUGAAGAAUUAGGCUACAAAUCAUUCAUGUGUUUUCCGCUCCGUCGAACGUAUGUGCCAUGCUAUAUGACGAUUGAUACAUUGAUCGUGAACAAUCAUAUUCUGCGUAAUACAAAUAGAUCUAAUUUAGACAAAGGCUUCAUUUGGAGCCAAAUAGUCAACCUCUCAUCGAAGGGCAUGAAGGAUCAAGGUGCUUCAAAAUCUUUGAAAUUUCGCGGAAUGAUUCAGUCUGAUGGUGUAGGUGUGUCGGUGUUGAAGCAAAAUAAAGAGAGUGCAAAGGGUGGUACGCGUGGUACCAGACUAGAAGAAGACGACAACUUUCGAUACAUACACCAGUUGUCCAAAACUGAACUUGAGGAAAUUACCGGAAGAUGUGUCCUUAUUGAUUCUGGACGGAGAGAUAUGCUCCAUUGCAUGCAGGAGAAUAGUGAAUCUAGAAAAGACAAACACACCUACAGAUACACCAGCAACCAGUGUGCGGUUGAGACGAAAAAAAGAAAAUUUAGGAAACUGCGCGAUAUAAAAAAACCUAUGUCAGUAAAGGAGCAUGAAAACUAUCUAUCGAAAUUUCCAGCAUCAGCAAUCAAAGUAGACAAGUUCUCUGACUAUCUCAAAGCACGUUCUAUAAUCGAAGAUCCACUUCGAGAGUACUACUCAAACGAAAACAUACCCCACAAAAAUGCCGAUCUGCUUCCCUUUCGCAACACAGACUUUGAAGCAACAAUUUGGAGACGAUGCUAUUCUCAUUCUUGGGGACUAGAAUGCCGGAAAUACAAAGUACCAAGAGCCAAUUCGUGGGAAAGGCAUGAACAUAAAACGUCUUCACUGUGCCCUACUUGUACGGUCGGUAAACUGGAAACUUUCAAAAAAGUUCAAAACUCACGACCUUUUCGUCGCUCGAAAUAUCACAAGGUGGAAUGCCACGGACUCUUACGAUGCCUCAAUCAUCAAUGUUUGGAGUCCCUCCGCCUCUGGAACCGAGAUCUUUCUGCGGUCUUAAACUUUCGGGAUAUUUUGAAGUCUCACCGAGAAGGGCUUGGCCACCCGACUCGAUUCAAGAGACAAUCUUUGAAACGCCCCUUACCCAACAAUCAACAAGCUUCUUACAGAAAACUUUUCCGCCAUAUGCUAUCCAAUGAAGGCCGCGAAUCUGCCUGA
Messenger RNA from Cokeromyces recurvatus, 1938 nucleotides. RefSeq lists its product as uncharacterized. Bases 1 to 1938 code for a protein of 645 amino acids. The record is from RefSeq and is a predicted model, not a curated record. NCBI's taxonomy places the organism in Eukaryota, Fungi, Mucoromycota, Mucoromycetes, Mucorales, Mucoraceae. The transcript has 7 exons.